AUGGUUGUGCCCGCGUCUAUGCAGGUCGACGUGCUGCGGCUGCUACAUGAAGGGCAUCCAGGAGCGGCGAAAAUGAAAGCGGUGGUCCGUAGCCACGUCUGGUGGCCAGCCAUGGAUGAUGACGUCACGGCAUCGGUGCAAGCAUGCCGCACCUGCCAAGAAAAUCAGCGAUUACCGAGACGGGUACCAGUCAAAUCGUGGCCGUUCCCGGAGAGACCGUGGUCCCGGAUUCAUGUAGACUAUGCUGGACCACUGAGGAAUGCUUACUUGCUCAUAGCAGUUGACGCAUACUCGAAGUGGAUAGAAGUGUUCCCUGUACCCAGCCUGUCGACUCCAGCCACCAUUGGUUGCCUGCGAAAAAUGUUCGCUACGCAUGGACUCCCUGAUGUAGUCGUAUCCGGCAAUGGCCCAACGUUCGUGAGUGAGGAAUACAAGAUCUUCCUGCGUAGAAACGGCAUCCGACAAAUUUUUGUACCACCGUACCACCCAGCAUCUAAUGGAGCAGCGGAGCGUGCAGUGCAGACCAUUAAACAAAAGUUGAAGAAAGCGCAGUCAGGGGGUGAUUUGCACGUACAGAUAGCGAGAAUUUUGCUGACAUACCGGACCACUCCGCAAGAAGUAACAGGUUGUAGUCCCGCUGAACUUCUUAUGGGCCGGAAGUUGAAAACGGCAUUGGAUUUACUACCGCCUGACUUGCGGACCCCGGUGAUGUCUCAACAGAUCUCCCAGAGUCUCCUAGUCAACCGAGGAUCGGCAGGAGCCGUAGCCACACCACCAGGAACGACUGUUUUCGCUCGCAAUUUUCGUCCAGCUCCUGUCUGGGUACCGGCAACGGUGGAAGCGGACAAAGGGUACGCGGCAGUGCUACGGCUACCAGAUGGCCCCCAAUGGACACGGCACCACGACCAUGUGCGGGCAGUGCCGCGGCAGCAUGAGCUGUCAGAGUAUUCUGGGCGUUCUCACACAGAACCUCCAAAUGCUUCAGGCGUGAAACCAGCUGGGCCUCUGGAUGCUGCGGGUGCUACCGCGCCCUACGAACCAGCAGACACCGCCGGCACCACUGCAACUACGGGGGCUUCGUCUGGGGAAUUCGAGGGCACAUGUGUCUCCAGUGAUCCGGGUGGUUGUGCCAGUGCGCCGGGGGAUGCCCCGAAGCCAGUGACCCUUUCUCAGACUCCAAUUCGCCGCAGCUCGCGCGUGCGGAAACCAGUUAUGCGUUACGUGCCCCAGUAA
Messenger RNA from Rhipicephalus sanguineus (brown dog tick), 1233 nucleotides. RefSeq lists its product as uncharacterized. The transcript has a single exon. Bases 1 to 1233 code for a protein of 410 amino acids. Gene Ontology annotation, biological process: DNA integration. Gene Ontology annotation, molecular function: nucleic acid binding. Lineage: Eukaryota; Metazoa; Arthropoda; Arachnida; Ixodida; Ixodidae. The record is from RefSeq and is a predicted model, not a curated record.